Molecule: messenger RNA, 630 nt
Organism: Staurois parvus
Lineage: Eukaryota; Metazoa; Chordata; Amphibia; Anura; Ranidae
Source: the annotation of a GenBank genome assembly
UUAGGGUUCCCCAGAGAUUGUGAUAAGCUUCCAAAGGAAAGCCCAAGUGGUGUUUAUGUAAUCAAGCCCCACACAUCACCUCCACUGGUAGUCUACUGCCACGUGGAUGAGGAUGGUAAAGGUUGGACUGUAAUUCAAAAGAACUCGCAUAAAACUGAACUUACAUGGCAUGAAUCCUGGACCACCUACAAGUAUGGCUUUGGAAAUGUGAUGGAGGAUUACUGGCUGGGCAAUGAGUACAUUCAUCUUCUCACCUCUCAGAAGGUCUACAUGGUUCGAUUCUUACUAAAAGACAAAGCAGAGAAAGAGUGGCAUGCCGAUUAUGAUAUUUUUAGUCUUGAUAAGGAAGUUAACGGAUAUACACUCCGUUUAGGCAGGCACUCAGGCACUGCAGGGGACUUUCUUGCCACAUUUGACUCAAACAUUAUCCAUGACAACAUGAAGUUCUCUACAAAGGAUAAAGAUCAGGACCGUUCCUCCAGUAACUGUGCAGCAUCCUAUAGUGGCUGGUGGUAUGAUAACUGCCAUCUUGUCAUGCUGAAUGGCAAAAGCUACAUCUAUUGGAAGAAUGUGUGUACUGGAGACUGCGCCCAAUCAAUGAUUAUGAUCCGACCUACAGGUAUUUGCUGA